AAAACGGUUUGUACUGCGCCAUGUGUAAGGAAAGUCAGCGACCGGGUCAGCUAGCAAGCUGUACGACUACAGAAAAUGUAAUGUGAACGUCACCCAGGGUGAUUAAAGUGGCUUAGAAUGUGUGUAGGCAUAUUUUCACGUAACAGACUGCUGCCAUAAUGCGGUCCACACAAUCUGUGUUUUUGUAAAGCUAAAGGAAAAGUGAUGCAAAGACGUGUUUUUGUUAACCAUGUGGAGAAGACCGCUGGGUGCAAGCUACAGAUGUUUUGGCUGCAGGAGUGGUGGACCAAAGGGAAUUUGGAACUCCCACACGGUGCGUACCUGCAGUGCUCCAGCCUUCCCUGCAGGCAGAAUCACAGCCCUUCAGGCCGUGGACAUAUGGAAGAAGCACUUUGAGCAGAGAGGUGUGACAGAGCCUCAUCAGUCUAGUCAGUACAUCAUCGCUCAUCUGCUUGGAGCUAAAACUAUAGAGAGUCUUGAGCAAGAGAAGUUAACACAGUUUCUCUGCCGAGAGAAAAUAGAGCAGGUGUGGAAGCUCUGCACUAGACGUCUCUCUAGGAUGCCGGUGCAGUAUGUGAUUGAGGAGUGGGACUUCAGAGACCUGACGCUGAAGAUGAGGCCUCCUGUCUUCAUACCAAGACCUGAAACAGAGGAGUUGGUGGAACUUAUGGUCAACGACCUGCAGAUGAUGGCUGGGACUGGAGUGGGUGAAGACACUGAGCAGAGUUGCCUGGAAGUGGGUUGUGGGUCUGGUGCAAUUUCUCUAAGUCUAUUGAAGAGUCUACCUCAGCUUAAAGCCUUUGCCUUGGAUCAAAGCCAGGACGCAGUGGAUUUAACAAGAGAUAAUGCGUUAAGAUUGCAGCUUUGGGACAGAUUGCAGGUUUAUCAUAUGGAUAUAAUGAAAGAUGCAGAAACUGUGUUGAAGCUCUGCAGAUCUGUAUCAGUUUUGGUCAGUAACCCUCCAUACCUGUAUUCGGAGGAUAUGGCCUCACUGGAACCUGAAAUUUUUAGAUUUGAAGACCACGCUGCUUUAGAUGGAGGUGAAGACGGCCUAAAAGUGAUCAAACAGAUUUUGACUCUGGCUCCACACGUUCUGUCAAACGAAGGCCGCCUUUACUUGGAGGUGGACCCCAGGCACCCCCCGCUCAUUGGACGGUGGGUGGAGGUGAAUGUGGACGCGCUGCAGUACGUGGAGACCAGACACGACAUCAACGGCAGACCAAGAUUCUGCAUCCUGCAGAAAAUCAAACAAGGACCACAAGCUGGAUCUGCAUUAAGAAGCUGAGAUCCUAUUACACGGGCUUUAGCUCGGGCCGCCGCAGCCUCAGCUCCCCUACCCCCGCUGAGCACCCAAGUACACCCUCAUUUGAUCACACAAAGUUCACACGUUGCAUCAAAUGAUUUCCAUGCUGUCGCGCCUAGUCUGGUGACACUUGUGUUAUCACGUCCUGCGUUACAAUAAAAACGUGUGUGCGAUGGCACAAAAGCAGGCUCAGAUUUGAAGGUAAUUACUGCAGCUUUUCUUAGAACCCUCCCUCUCAGAAAAUCACCCUCCUCCCAGGAAGCGUUCAGUAGUUCUGUGAAUCCACUGAUGAACGGUCCUCCCUUUCGCUUGUCCACUCGCUGACUCAGAUGCAGGCAGUGCGCAUUGUUGAGCAAAAGCGCACACACACACAAUGUGGCCUUUACUUCCUCGCACAAUCUCCCUCACACACACUGAAAGGCUCAAAGGCCAUCAAGUCCUUGUGUUUCAAAGGUGAUUUAAGAAGAAAAUAUUACGUAACAAGUGUCACAAGAGCGGUCAUCAUGUGCUGAUGAUGAUGACAGUGUAUUACUCCUCUGAGUAAUAACGGACAUUUUGAGAAACAUAUAUGAGCAAGAAAACAAUAUAAAAAAAGAUGGCAAAUUAGAUUCCAGUUGGUUAUUUUAAUAGAAAACUGUACACAUGUAAAAGGUACAAAAAAUGCUUUAUUGAGAAAAAUAAAAUGGUGUAAAAUGGAA
This is a messenger RNA of Mugil cephalus (flathead mullet), 2001 nucleotides long. RefSeq names its product HemK methyltransferase family member 1 (gene hemk1). Gene Ontology annotation, biological process: protein methylation. Gene Ontology annotation, cellular component: mitochondrion. The transcript has 11 exons. Gene Ontology annotation, molecular function: nucleic acid binding; protein methyltransferase activity. The coding region runs from base 230 to 1285 and encodes 351 amino acids. NCBI's taxonomy places the organism in Eukaryota, Metazoa, Chordata, Actinopteri, Mugiliformes, Mugilidae. The record is from RefSeq and is a predicted model, not a curated record.